Molecule: messenger RNA, 429 nt
Organism: Mycotypha africana
Lineage: Eukaryota; Fungi; Mucoromycota; Mucoromycetes; Mucorales; Mycotyphaceae
Product: Molybdopterin biosynthesis MoaE
Exons: 2
Coding region: 1-429 (142 amino acids)
Biological process (GO): Mo-molybdopterin cofactor biosynthetic process
Cellular component (GO): cytosol
Source: RefSeq, a predicted model, not a curated record
AUGUGCCAUAAAGAUAUUGUUGAGGUAACAGCAGAUCCAUUACCAACACUGGAUGAAAUCGCAAAUUCAGUACAGGAUGAUGCAGCAGGGGCUAUCAGUACCUUCUCUGGCACGACUAGGAACACAUUUAAGGGAAAAAAAGUUGUGAAAUUAGAGUAUGAAGCAUAUAUACCAAUGGCUGAAAAAGUAUUAAUGCAGCUUGUGCGAGAAGCGAGAAAUAAAUGGAAUUUGCAACACGUAGCUAUUUAUCAUAGAAUAGGUACUGUUCCUGUGGGGCAGACCAGCGUUGUGGUAGCGACAUCAUCAACCCAUAGAGCAGAUUCAAUGGAGGCAACGCGCCAUCUUAUUGAUCGUUUGAAAGAAAAAUGUCCUAUAUGGAAGAAGGAGGUGUAUGAGGAUGGUAGCGUGUGGAAAGGGCAAUGCCAUUAA